AUGUCCGUCACAAACGCCAUCCAAAUCUCCUGCGACGGCGACCUCACCGCCGGCCGGCCACGCUUCACAGCCAUCUCCCACGACCCGCGAACGAUGCGCGAUCGCCGUGAAGCAAAAAGGUCUGAACCCCAACUCCCUUUCUACACAGGCUGCAGCAUCCCCAGGGAAGUAGGCCUCCCCAUCUGGCUAGUGCGGACAACCUACCACGGCAACCCCAACGCUGGCCACGAAGAGCAGAAGUUCUUCAACAACGACGUCGCGGCAAACCUCACCGCUGUGUGGUUCUAUUACGAGAGGAGAUUCGAGAAAGAGAAUGUGGGCAAGAGGCCGGGGAGCGUUAGGAAAGGGUGGGGAAGUGACGGGGCGAGUAAGUUGGGGAGGGUUUUUGUGGAGUCGCAAAAAGGGGCGGAGAUCACGGUGCAGCAUGUGGAGGUCUUGUGCGAUUGGUGCGCUUUGUACAGGAUCGAGGUCGAGAAGGAUGUGAGCGCGGCGAUGAAGAGGUUCUCGGACCCGAAAGCGUUUGAGGAGUUUUGGAAGAUGAGGAAGGCGGAGAAGGAGGGAGUCGAUAAGGAGUGGGCUGAUGCGAAGUUGCCCGCUGAAUUGCAGGCAGGCAAUGGAGACGGAAACGAGGAGCUGAGGCUCAAUUGUGCAACAUCUUCUGUGGAUAGUUAG
Molecule: messenger RNA, 672 nt
Organism: Bacidia gigantensis
Lineage: Eukaryota; Fungi; Ascomycota; Lecanoromycetes; Lecanorales; Ramalinaceae
Exons: 2
Coding region: 1-672 (223 amino acids)
Source: RefSeq, a predicted model, not a curated record